Molecule: messenger RNA, 1125 nt
Organism: Dufourea novaeangliae
Lineage: Eukaryota; Metazoa; Arthropoda; Insecta; Hymenoptera; Halictidae
Exons: 5
Coding region: 204-1028 (274 amino acids)
Source: RefSeq, a predicted model, not a curated record
CAGGAAAUUAUUCAAAACGAUUUUAACUGCCAAUUUCGUGAUAUUGUUGUGUGGUGUCUUACAUUAAGUUUCAAUCUGAUUUGAACAUUCUUUAUAGUGAUUGUAUGUAAAUAACCAUUAAUAGUAUCAAGAUAUCUAACGCACGAUUUUGUAGCGAAGUAGGAAAAAUAAUAUCUAUAUAGUAAGAGACGUAAAUAGAUAAUAUGGAACCACCAAAAAAGAAUCGAAUUAGAAGAUUACUUAAUGCUUCUGUAAUGGAACCAGAGAGGCAAAACGCAUCAGAUGCCAUUCGUCAAACCACCGUUCGACACAGGUUAACAAUGAAUUCAUCUGAUUUUGUCUUACCACACAAUCAUCUAAGAAAUCAUGCAACUGAUCGAUUGUCGAUGCUCCCACAGCAAUUCAUAGAGGAAAGUGCUGAUAAUGAGGAUGUAGAUCUGAAUCUUCUAUACAACGAAUAUUUACAAAACUUGAUGACAGAAAUUAUUUUAAAGAAAAAAAAGCAGAAGAUGGAGAAAUUAAUUGUAUCACAAUUGGCAACAAUGGCUAAAGAAAUUGAUCACAAUAAGGAAAAGUUAUUUGAAUUGAAAACUAGAGAGAGAGAUAUAAUACAUUUAACUAAGUUACAGAAUGAAAUAGACUCACAAAUUGCAGAAGUAAAAAAUUGUACUAAAUUUGAGAGUAUUAGUAAGCUGAAAGGUAUCUUGUCCCAGUUAUAUACCCUUUUACGAGAUCAUGAUGUACUACGUUGUGAUAAUGUAAUUCUUCCUGAGACACCCAAAGAGUGGGAAGAGACACUGAAAGUACUAAAAUCCAGCCGUGAUACUUUAAAAUCUAUUAUGGAUUUAAUUGGUUCAGAGAAUGAAUCAUACCUAGGUGUUAAUAAUGGUAUUAAAGAAUUUUUAAACACUUAUGAACAUAUUAAAGAUCUUCACAAAAGAUUGGAGAAAGACAUUCUUGAACUACAAGCAUACGCACUGAAAACUGCAGCGUUGUCUUUAAUGUCAAGUAACAAGACUGAGAAUUAAACAACACGCGACUAUUAGAUUAAAUAUCACAGCAUUGAGUAAUUCUUAAAUAUGAUUCUGAAUCUAUAACUUAGUGUUUGAAAUAACAUCAAUACUC